This is a messenger RNA of Drosophila subpulchrella, 1713 nucleotides long. It is a transcript of the gene alrm, whose product is annotated as leucine-rich repeat transmembrane neuronal protein 1. Gene Ontology annotation, molecular function: protein binding. Bases 115 to 1530 code for a protein of 471 amino acids. The transcript has a single exon. The record is from RefSeq and is a predicted model, not a curated record. Lineage: Eukaryota; Metazoa; Arthropoda; Insecta; Diptera; Drosophilidae.
AAAGCAGUUCAGCCAGUUGCGCCGUGGCGAGCGCUUCGUUGGCGGCUCCCGAGCGAAAGGAUCGCAACUCGGGAGUCCUGAAACAAAUCGGUGUUCGCGAAAAAUCCGUAUAUCAUGGCGGUACAGUGGUGGCUGCUUUUCGUGGGGGCAGUUCUGGUCUUACCGCCCAGUUACCACUUGGCCACGCCCUCCGGCGGCAGCGGUCAGUUGCGCCGCCUUUGGCUGCAGGAUCAUUGCAGUGCGGGUAUUUGUACCAAUGUGGUGAUCGGUCGCAGUGACUAUGUGAUCCUAUCACAGUCACCCAUUUCGGGCACCACAAUGCUCACCUUUCUAAACUCGAGCAUUGCCAAGAUACCGCACCUGUUGUUCGAUACUUUUCCGGAUCUGCAAGUGCUGCGCAUGGAGAACUGUUCGCUGGAGACCUUCGAGAAACCGCAGUUCGAGGGUGCCAGCAAUCUGAUGAGCUUGUUUCUGGGACAUAAUCGAUUGAAGGAUAUACCCAAGAAUAUAUUCUUGGGGGCCGACAAUCUGGCCACCUUGCACCUGCAGGGAAAUCAAUUGAAGCAGUUGGGAAAUCACAGUUUCCAUGCCUUGAAAGAGGUGAAGGAACUCUCACUGGCGGAAAAUCAACUGGAGCAGAUUUCUCUCGGAGUUUUCACUGGCAUGCGAAAACUAUUGGAUCUAAAUUUAGCUGGCAAUCGAUUGGAGGCUCUGCCAAGAGGCAUCUUCGAUCGGAAUUUGAAUCUAACCAAGUUAAACCUGGCCAGGAAUCGGUUUACCGCCUUCGAAUCGGAACUUUUGAAGCUACAGCCCGUUUUCACUCAGCUGGAUAUUUCUGGAAAUAUCUUCCAAGAGCUGACACUCAACUUCAGUUCGCUGGACGUGGCCAUAGCUCAUAGUUGCGAUUUGAGGAGGCUAACCGUUUACGGAGUGGUUCAUGAACUCGAUUUGCAUAAUAACUCGCUGAGGGAAAUGCCGCACAUUCCGCUGGCCGCCAAUGUGAGCAGUUUGGAUUUGUCGCAAAAUCCAUUGGGGAAUCUUCAGGGGAAUCCCCUGCGGAGAUUCACCUCUCUGCUGCGUUUAAAUCUUUCGACGACCAGUGCCCACGAGCUACCCGAGGGAUUGUUCAAGAAACAGAGCCAUCUGCAAAUGCUGGAUAUAUCGGGAAAUUCCAUAUACUCGUUGAAGAUCACAAUCUUUGACAGUUUGAAGGCGCUGCAGUAUUUCUACUUUCAGCAGAACAACUGGAACUGCGAUUUCCUGCAACUGCUAAUGAGUUCGUUUGUGAAACGCAAGGAUAUAUCCUUUAUGGAGGAUAUAACUGCUCCCGAACUGGUGGAUGAUUAUGUGGAUGGCAUUGCCUGUUGGUAUGAGAGCGAUAAGCAGUCCAAGAAGUGUGAAUCUGGUGGAUCGGAUGCUGCCAUGGAGCUAUCGGUGGUGCGAAAUGAGAUCAAGACCUUUACAGAGUUGGUGGAGAAGAAGUUCAUCAAGGUCUAUCGUAUGUUGGAGGAGCUGAAAAUGAAGCUAUAACCGGGAUCGAAUUAAAUUCCUAACCAUAUUUAUCAAAACAUAUUUAACCCACAUAUUUAACCAACUAUUUAAUCAUAUAUUAUAACCGUAUUUUAAGUUAUUUGACACACGAAAGCAACAAAUGGAUAUUUUAAGAUAUUUUACUAGAACCAAUAAAGCACCACUUGGAACUCUAGGUAAAAA